AUGGGACUUUCGAAGGUUUUUCCAUGCCGCAGGCGUCGGCAGGAGAAGCGCAAGGCGGAACAGGAGGCAAACAGCAAGCCUACUCAGAGCACUUCGAAACCCCCUGAUGAAGCCCCAAAGCAGUCAGACAAGCCUGAACCAAAGACUCCCUCCCCAGACAUUACAACUUCUGAGCGAGUUUGGAAUCGCGCGUACGACGAGCUUGCCGCCGACACCGACACUGCUGGUCUUGUCGAAGCUUAUGUGAAGAUCUUGCCCAAGGCCAUUGACCCCGAUGGGAGUGCCGCCGGCGAACUUUCCCUUGAAAUGGACAACCCGGUUCAAAGACAAGCUACCUUGAAAACCGCAGUCGACAGUGGCCGAGCCAGGAUCGAAAAGAGCAGUAAGGCUACUGAUAUGGUCGGGGGCGCGCUGGGCUUCAUCAACGAGAUCAAAGGAGUGAUUGACCUCGCUGUGUCAGGCAACCCGCAGGCUGCUUUACCGUGGGCCGGUGUUUGUAUUGGAUUGCAGUUCUUUACAAAUUCUGCGCAAGCAUCGCAGACCCAAAGGAGCGGUCUUUCCUAUGUCAUCACCAGGAUGAACUGGUAUUGCCAACUGACGAACUACCUCUUGGACGAAGACAAGAUAGACCCCGGGGACCGCUCUUAUCACGACCUUCUGCAGGAACUGGAGGGGAGGAUCGUUUCGCUUUAUAAGGCACUUCUGAAAUUCCAAAUGAAAAGCGCCUGCUCUUACCAAAAAAACCAAGCCUGGGUGUUUUUGAAAAACACAAUCAACCUGAACGAUUGGGCUGGAGAGCUCCAAGCGGCAAAGGAUGCUGAAGCUGCUCUUGACCAUGAUACAAAGGCGUAUCUCGAUGUCAGCUCCAACCGCGCUCUGACGGGCCUCGUGAAACAGGGUCAGGAGUCCCAGAAGAUUCUUGGUGAUUUCCAUCAAACCGUCAAGGAUUACUUCCUCGCUCAACAAAAGACCGAACGGAGUGAGAAAGAAGCACAAUGGCUGCAGGAUAUUUACGUGGUAGACCCAGACGCGGUGAGGGAAGACAUUGCACGCAGAAACGACGAGCUGCUGCCAGCUGCGUAUAAGUGGAUUCUCGAUACCCCCGAGUAUCAAGGCUUCACUGACUGGAGUGAUCCAGACGCAUCUCAAGUCCUUUGGGUGAACGGCCCAACCGGCACUGGCAAGUCAAUGUUGAUGGUCGGCAUUCUUAAUGAACUCUCUGAGCAGGAAUCUAGCCUGGCACCAGGCCUGUCAUAUUUCUUCUUUGAAUCAGGCGAGAACCACCAGACGAGACCGAUAGACGCCCUUAGAUCCUUGGUCUGGAUGCUCCUCAUUCAACAGCCCCAACUUUUCCCGCACAUACUCGAGUCCUGCAGAAACGCAAAGCCGGGGCACUUUGACAAUCCCAGGAUGUUCUGGGGCUUGGCCAAAGCAUUCCAGAACAUGCUGUCUGAUAAAAGCCUGGGGCGGGUAUAUCUGGCCCUUGAUGCUGUGGAUGAAUGCGACGACGGAGGUCCAGGCAUCCGGGACAUUCAGAAGGUCAUUUCGGAUGCUCUCAAGAACACAAAGAAGGCCAGGUGA
This is a messenger RNA of Aspergillus puulaauensis, 1581 nucleotides long. Its product is annotated as NACHT and WD40 domain protein. The record is from RefSeq and is a predicted model, not a curated record. The transcript has 2 exons. Bases 1 to 1581 code for a protein of 526 amino acids. Lineage: Eukaryota; Fungi; Ascomycota; Eurotiomycetes; Eurotiales; Aspergillaceae.